Messenger RNA from Paecilomyces variotii, 1642 nucleotides. Its product is annotated as structure-specific endonuclease subunit slx1. Gene Ontology annotation, cellular component: Slx1-Slx4 complex. The coding region runs from base 155 to 1357 and encodes 400 amino acids. The record is from RefSeq and is a predicted model, not a curated record. Gene Ontology annotation, molecular function: crossover junction DNA endonuclease activity; 5'-flap endonuclease activity. The transcript has 3 exons. Lineage: Eukaryota; Fungi; Ascomycota; Eurotiomycetes; Eurotiales; Thermoascaceae. Gene Ontology annotation, biological process: double-strand break repair via homologous recombination.
GUCGCGUUGGAGACGAUAAACGAUAACGAUACUUAGUCGAAAGUGGUGAGAAUUUCCAUCUUCGACCUCCACUGGUGGUGUGAGCGUCUGUUCAUUAUUCAGUAGAGCUUCUAAAGGCCAUCUUCUCCACGCGCUGGAGUUUUCAGAAACAGCUAUGGACGCGCAGAUUGACAGCACCAAGCCCAUUCCAGCCUUCUACUGUUGUUACCUCCUACGCUCGACGGUGAACCGCGGGAAGCUCUACAUCGGAUCGACUCCCAAUCCACGAAGGCGACUCGCUCAGCACAAUGGCAUCACCAACGGAGGAGCCAAGCGGACAGCAAACCUGAGGCCCUGGGAGAUGGUAAUGAUAGUGGAGGGAUUCAUGAGCCGGACUGGAGCUUUGCAGUUUGAAUGGUCGUGGCAGCAUACAGUCAAAUGCAGACAUGUUAAUCGUGGAGAACGCAACGCAACCCACCAGAGCCGUGGACGCAUCGAUCCCAAGUCAAAGGUCAAGACAUCCCAGGGUGAGCCCAAGACAAGGGCAUCCUUGGCUAGCCACCUGGGCGAUUUACAUGUCCUGCUCCGAUCUACAUACUUCCGCACCUGGCCCCUGAAGGUCCGCUUCUUCUCGAAGGACGUUUACCGGGUAUGGCAGGGGUGGUCCGACAGAGUGGAUGGUCUCAUCCCGGAUAACGUAGAAAUUAUAUCUCCGCAGGAUGGUGGCAGCAUCCGAAAUGCGGCGGCUGUGGAUAGUAGCUACAAUAGCAUGAGAAGCUAUCUAGAGAAGGCGAGAACGGUGCUAGAUGACUCUCAAAAUAUUCAUUGUGGCGUAUGCAAAGAACUGCUGCAAGUGAAGGAUCAGAUGAUCGUCGUGUGUCCAGCGCCCAGCUGUCGCAGCACUUCUCAUCUGCUUUGUCUGUCCAACCGAUUUCUCCAAGAGUCAGGAGAGCCAGACCAAAUGUUACCGUUGGAGGGUACCUGUGUUGCUUGCGAGGAGACCGUUCAAUGGCCUAUGCUGAUGAAAGAGCUAACUCUGCGCAGCCGAGGAGAGAGCGAUCACAAACCCCACAGGGAGCGAACCGGACGACCCGCAAAGAAAGGCAAUGCUAGAACCGGUCGCAACGAGCAAAGACUCUCUCAGCCUCCAGUUGACGAUCAGAUGAAUUCCAAUGGUGGUGAAUACGGGGAGAGUGUUUAUGGCGAAUAUGAUCAGGAUGAUGAGCCGCUGGACGAUAGUUGGGUAGAUGUAUUCGACGUCGACGAGUCCGACUUGGAGACCAAUAGCCAGUUGGAGAACCAGUCCAAGGCAGCACAGACUCGAGUCGAGAUCGUGAUCCAGGACAGCGAUUGUGAUGAACCAGAGAUCAUAGACUAAACCAAUCGCAGGUGCAGACGGGUUCACUUAUACGCAGACUGUAGUGUCAUGUGGAACUCUCACCGCUGGGGAUGAAAGACCACGGACCUAGUCUCCUGAGAGGGCCGAUGGAGUCGACAUUUUUCAUACACUCCAGCACAGGUUCCAGGAUAUCCUGGGCUACUUCGUUGAAUGGUCUCCCUGCAUCAAUGACACAGAUCUCGUCGUUGUGUGGCAGUUCGAGGAGAGACUGGAACAAAUCCCGUACACGCUUCUGCAUCGUGUCGGUCUCAUACCGUUCUAGAC